AUGGUCAUUAAAAUACAUUUAGUCAAGCAGAAAGGAAGAAGGAUACAAGGGGAGAAUGUUUUGAGACAUCAUGUAUAUUUGUUUCUGACACAUGUAUAUCUGUAUUCAAAUAUAUCUAAUUCUUUUUUUCUUGUGAUUCCAGGGGAACAUUUAAGAAUUUGCCCUCAGGAAUAUACAUGUUGCACCUCAGAAAUGGAGGACAAGUUAAGCCAGCAGAGCAAACUGGAGUUUGAAAACUUAGUGGAGGAGACAAGUCACUUUGUACGCACCACUUUUGUAUCCCGACACAAGAAGUUUGAUGAAUUUUUCCGAGAACUUCUAGAGAAUGCGGAAAGAUCCUUAAACGACAUGUUUGUCCGGACGUACGGCAUGCUGUACAUGCAGAACUCUGAGGUGUUCCAGGACCUCUUCACAGAGCUGAAGCGCUAUUACACAGGAGGCAACGUGAACUUGGAGGAAAUGCUGAACGAUUUCUGGGCUCGGCUGCUGGAGCGGAUGUUCCAGCUGAUAAACCCCCAGUACCAUUUCACUGAGGACUACUUGGAGUGUGUAAGCAAGUACACAGACCAGCUGAAGCCGUUUGGAGAUGUACCCAGGAAGCUGAAGGUUCAAGUGACUAGAGCGUUCAUUGCUGCACGGACCUUUGUUCAGGGGCUGACAGUAGGCAGAGAGGUUGCAAACAGAGUAUCCAAGGUCAGUCCCACCCCAGGGUGCAUCCGGGCGUUAAUGAAGAUGUUGUACUGCCCCUACUGCAGAGGACUUCCCACUGUGAAACCUUGCAACAACUAUUGCCUCAAUGUAAUGAAGGGCUGCCUAGCAAAUCAGGCUGAUUUGGAUACUGAGUGGAGUCUGUUCAUAGAUGCUAUGCUUCUGGUAGCGGAGAGAUUAGAGGGACCAUUCAACAUUGAAUCAGUCAUGGAUCCUAUUGAUGUCAAGAUUUCUGAAGCCAUCAUGAACAUGCAAGAAAACAGCAUGCAGGUGUCGGCAAAGGUUUUCCAAGGAUGUGGCCAACCUAAACCAGCACCUGCCCUGAGAUCUUCUCGCUCUGUCCCUGAAAAUUUCAACACCCGGUUUAGACCGUAUAACCCAGAGGAGAGACCUACAACUGCUGCUGGCACAAGUUUGGAUAGGCUGAGGACUAUCUGGAGGACAAUGCAACAUGGUGUAACAGACAUUAAAGAAAAGCUAAAGCUCUCUAAAAAGUUCUGGUCAACAUUACCCUACACAAUCUGCAAGGAUGAGCGGGUGACAGCCGGUCCGUCAGUCGAGGAGGACUGCUGGAACGGCCACACCAAGGCCAGAUACUUGCCAGAAAUCAUGAACGAUGGCUUGACCAACCAGAUCAACAAUCCAGAAGUAGAUGUGGACAUCACAAGGCCAGACACUUUCAUUCGACAACAAAUCAUGGCCUUACGUGUCAUGACUAACAAACUGAAGAAUGCAUAUAAUGGAAAUGAUGUCAACUUCCAGGAUACAAGCGAUGAAACCAGCGGCUCGGGCAGUGGAAGUGGCUGUACAGAUGACAUCUGUCCCACCGAGUUCGAUUUUGUCACCACUGAAGCGCCGCUGGUUGACUCCGACAGGAGGGAGGUGGAGGCUUCAGCCACGCGGCCUGGCUGGUCACUGCAGACGUUGCUCAUGGUCUUCAUCAGUCUCAUACUGCAGAGACAGUGGAGAUAA
Molecule: messenger RNA, 1680 nt
Organism: Chaetura pelagica (chimney swift)
Lineage: Eukaryota; Metazoa; Chordata; Aves; Apodiformes; Apodidae
Gene: GPC6
Product: glypican 6
Exons: 10
Coding region: 1-1680 (559 amino acids)
Biological process (GO): regulation of protein localization to membrane; cell migration; regulation of signal transduction
Cellular component (GO): plasma membrane; synapse; cell surface
Source: RefSeq, a predicted model, not a curated record